This is a messenger RNA of Pecten maximus, 2039 nucleotides long. Its product is annotated as ankyrin-3-like. Gene Ontology annotation, molecular function: protein binding. Gene Ontology annotation, cellular component: cytoplasm; nucleus. The transcript has 16 exons. The record is from RefSeq and is a predicted model, not a curated record. NCBI's taxonomy places the organism in Eukaryota, Metazoa, Mollusca, Bivalvia, Pectinida, Pectinidae. Bases 157 to 1779 code for a protein of 540 amino acids.
CCCUGUUAUGAAUGGAAAAUUUCCACUCAGUGUGUGACCUGGAAAAGUCAGCAUAAUACUUCUCUAUCAUAACGCUUCCAUUUCCACGUGAAGGAUUUACGGCAGCAUAUUCAACGAGAACGUGUAUUGGCCAGAUAACGACAUACCAAUGGGAUAAUGGGAGUACGACGCCCUAAGAAAAAAGAAAAUGCAAACUCGGAUGGUGAUAAGACUCUAACCGGCGUUGAUCUAUUACCAGUUACCGGAGAUACGCAGGAAGCACUGUGUCAUGCUGUGGAAAACAAAGACGAACAGAAGGUUAUCAAACUCCUGAAGUUAGGGUACAAAUGUCACCCAAAUAGCUGUAAUAAAGUGACAUGUCUUCAUAUUGCCUGCCAGAGAGGUUACCUGGCAAUCACACGGCAUCUCCUGGAUCAUGACUUUAAUAUUCGCGAGCAGACUAAGGAAUAUAGGACACCUCUCCACGAAGCCGUUGAUCGCGGCCAUGUCGCCAUCGCAAUUUUGCUUUUACAAAGAGGGGCUUCGACAAAGUGUAAAGACAUAAGGUCAGAUACUCCGCUGUUUGUCGCCUGCAAGAAUGGUGACAAACAAAUGGUUAAUACUCUCUUGGAAUUCAACGCUAACGUGGACGCAAAAGACGCUAUUGGCCAAUCACCACUGCAUGCGGCCCGUGAGUCCAACAUCAUAAAAAUGCUGGCGUCCAGAGGCCUGGAUAUCGACAAUAAGGGAGACCAUGGAAACACGCCACUUCACUGUGCUUCUCGUGAUUACGACGAACAACUUAUCAAGACCUUGCUGGACCUGGGGGCUGAUCCGACAAUAAAGAACAAAGAUGGUAAAACACCGAGAGAUCUCGCAGAGCCACAAACAUGGCAACAUGAUAAGACUGCACUCGAAUUGCUGAGGGAAGCCGAGAUGACGUUUGAUCCAGAACAUGUGUCUGAUUUGAACAAUCACAAAAAUAAGAUUGGAAAUAAGAAAGACACAAAUACUCUCACAGUUGUUGUUGACAUGGGCGAGAGGAAAGAAACUGACGAAAAAAUUGGGACACAAAGGGCAUUGAAAAAAUCAUGUCAAAAGAAUACAACUAAAAGGCAUAAUAAGACUCGCCCGGAACAUAAAAUGAAAUCGAACCAUCAAACAGCGAGUUAUAAGCAGUGCGAGACAAACAAAGAACGUUGCUUGGAAGACAUUUCAGACAAGGAGAUGGGACGAAUAGCUCUAGCUUUAGAACGAAAACAAGCCAAAAAACUGAGAAGGAUGGUGCCGUGGACACUGAAGGAAUGCACCGCAGAAAAUGAGAGGGGGAAUUGCCGGAACGAAUAUUUUCAACUACUGAAAAUCGCACGCUAUAGGAACAGGAAGAUGACACUUGAAAAUUUCAAGAAGAAAAUAGCCCUCACAAAGCCUCAUUUAAAUCAGAUGUCGCACCGGGAGAGGAUUUCCAUGGAGAAAGAGAUAGAAAACCUGCAGCUGACCAAGAUUAGAAUAGAGAAUCUACGUCUGAUCACUGUACUGACAACACUAGCUAGGAAGGAAUACUACUUGUUAGGAAUAGAGCUGGGAGUUUCUUCUGAGGCUAUGGAUGAGAUCCAUGCCCUAAGGAUGGAUCUCCUAGCAGAAAGGUGUCACCAGACUCUACGCAAGACGAAAGAAAGAUUUCCUAAGAAAACUUGUGCUGACGUAGUACGGGCCAUGGCUAACAUUGGACUCGACUACCAUAAAGCGAUGGAGCUACUUGUACAGUCUGAACAUUACUCUCCGAUAAGAUAUAGAUAGCAUGAUGUUAAGUUGUACACUCAUCUAAGGUUGUCAUAUUAAUGUCUCAAAAUCUGACCACUCAAACUUGCGUACAUAAUAUAUGGAAAAAGGAAAGCAACCGGAAUUCGUACUGUAAGGCCGAUAUUUUUUCCUUUGGCCUUGACCUUGUCUGUACGGUGACUGGCUGGUUCUGGAGGACUGGGUGGUGCAAUAGAAAUAUUUUUGCAAAGACUUUUUUUUAACUAUAUCGCUUAUAUUAAUUAGUGUCGGUUGUUAAA